This is a messenger RNA of Paramecium tetraurelia, 756 nucleotides long. RefSeq lists its product as uncharacterized. The transcript has 3 exons. Gene Ontology annotation, biological process: protein phosphorylation. The record is from RefSeq and is a predicted model, not a curated record. Gene Ontology annotation, molecular function: ATP binding; protein serine/threonine kinase activity. NCBI's taxonomy places the organism in Eukaryota, Ciliophora, Oligohymenophorea, Peniculida, Parameciidae. Gene Ontology annotation, cellular component: cytoplasm.
AUGUUGGAGUUAGAUGUGUUAAGCCUUCAACACAAAAAUAUGAUAUCGGUGUCGGAAUAUUUCGUAGAAAAUGAUAAAUUUCAUAUCAUAUUUGAACAUCUAGAAGGAAGGAGCUUGAGGGAGAGGAUGAAUUCGUAAUAUAAGAUGAAAAAAGAGGAAAUUAUAGUAGUUUUAAAAUAACUUCUCAGUCUUCUAAUCACAUUGCAUAAUAAGGGAUAUAUCUGUAGGGAGUUGAAUCAGGAUAACAUUUUUAUACAGAAGGACGGUCGAAUCAUUUUGACAGAAUUUGGAUAUACUACAAAAUUAGGAGAAAUAAUGAGGACUAAAAGGGGAACAAAAGAUAUCGAUAACAUCAAUGAUUUGACAUUUCAAAAUAACUUAGAUUUGCAUCCAAAUAAUGAGGAAUUCGAUAGAUAAUUUUGGUUUGCUUAAGACAUCUAUUCUCUUGGGGAAUUGUUGCAUGAAAUGUUAACAGGUAAAAGUCUCCAAAAAACGAUCUUUGAUAAAUAUAGUGGAUUUCAGUCCAGUCAAAAUACGAUCUCAACUUUGAGAAAGAGAGUCGGACUUAGGAAGCUAUUGGAUAGGAUGCUAGAACCUGAUCCUCGAAUUAGGAUAUCGGCAGAAUAGGCUCUUUACUUUAUAAAGGAUAUGGAAUUCGGAGAUGAUUCGUUUGUUGACUUUUCUGAUUAAGAUGAAAGGAAUAAUUAUUAGGAAGUUUAUUAAUUUAUUUCAAAAGUAUGUCUUUAGAAUCUCUGA